Messenger RNA from Pelobates fuscus (common spadefoot toad), 3266 nucleotides. Its product is annotated as solute carrier family 22 member 6-A-like. Gene Ontology annotation, biological process: transmembrane transport. Gene Ontology annotation, cellular component: membrane. The transcript is spliced from 11 exons. Gene Ontology annotation, molecular function: transmembrane transporter activity. The coding region runs from base 560 to 2239 and encodes 559 amino acids. NCBI's taxonomy places the organism in Eukaryota, Metazoa, Chordata, Amphibia, Anura, Pelobatidae. The record is from RefSeq and is a predicted model, not a curated record.
AAAAAUCCUAAAGGCAAAUAAAAAAUACUAUAGUGGAUUGUACAUCUUCUAGAGCCUUUGGUGUUCUCUUCAAGAAUUUUUUGAGGAAUUACAGAAUCCUGGAUGGAACUUUGAGUUGGAACCUGACCUGAUUCCUGGAACUUGCAAAAAAAAAGAAAAAGGAAAAGGUUAUAUGAAGGCAUCAUAGUGGACUUCAGGAAUACAUCAAGGCCUUACAGCAAGACAGUUUUGUUCUAGUUUUGUAUCCAAAUUCAGAUUCAACCUGAUAUAUAUUGAGAUCAAAAUCCUUUUUCUUUGCUUUCUGAGGAUUUACACUCUCACUCGCAUAUAUUUAAAACAAUGAAAGAGAAUGCAGAGUUUCUACAGUAAUAUCACGUAAGAACUUAAUCCGGGCAAGAAGAAUUUACUGAGAACACUGCAUAAGUAAUGUUGUUGACAAUGUUAUAGAGUUAUCAAAGAGAAAAAUAGUGUAAUCCAUUUUCACGUAACAAUCUGGGUACACAACCUCUAAUUUUGAGGAGAAGAAGAAUAGAUCGAUCCAAGUUUCAAAACAUCUAGAAUGGGUUUUGCUGAACUUUUAGACAGAGUUGGAGGGCUAGGACGUUUUCAAAUUAUACAACUUGUCCUGCUCUGUAUUCCAAUAUUUCUGAUGGCUAGUCAUAACCUUCUUCAGAACUUUAGUGCUGCAAUCCCUGACCACAAAUGUAAAGUAAACGAGAGUGCAGCCUUUAACACCAGCACAGUUGAUAGGGAAGGGUGGAAAAUGGUAUUCUCUCCGAUGGAUUCUGAUGGCAGCAUUCACAGAUGUUUGGAGUUUGUUAACAUUCAGUGGAGGAUGGUGUCUGCAAACAACUCUUGGGACAAUGCCACCAAUGUGGACACAAGAUCAUGCAAAAAUGGAUGGGAAUACGACAAGAAAGAGUUCAGUUCAACCAUUAUCACAGAGUGGGAUUUAGUGUGCAGCCAAAAGAAUAAACGUCAGUUGGCACAAUCCAUAUACAUGGCAGGAGUGUUGGUGGGAGCCAUCAUCCUAGGUGGUCUUUCGGAUAGGUAUGGACGAAGAGCACUGCUCAUCUGGUCUUACUUACAAAUGGCUGUCAGUGGGAUCUGCACAGCAUUCUCCCCAAAUUACAUCGCUUAUUGUGUGUUCCGUUUCCUUGGGGGAAUGGCUUUGUCUGGAAUUAGUCUGAACACCACUGCAUUAAUUGUGGAGUGGAUUCCAACUAAAGUUCGCACAAUCACAGGCACAAUAGCAGGAUAUUGUUACACAGUUGGACAACUUCUCCUGGCAGGAUUAGCGUAUGGCAUACGAGACUGGCGUUGGCUGCAGCUAUGUGUCUCUUUACCUUUUAUUUUCUUCUUUUUAUACUCCUGGUGGUUUCCUGAAUCUGCCCGUUGGCUUGUUCUGUCUGGAAAACCUGAACAAGCAGUCAAGGGGAUGAAAAAAGUAGCAAUUUUAAAUGGGAAGAGAGAAGAAGGGGAGAAGAUAACUUUAGAGACGCUGAAAACUGAUAUGAUAAAAGAGAUGGCUUGUGGAAAGGAAACCUACAGUGCUCUAGACCUGGUCAGAACUGGAACAAUGCGCAGAAUAUCUUGUGGCAUGAGCUUUGUGUGGUUCUCCACCAGUUUUGCCUAUUAUGGACUAGCUAUGGAUCUUCAGAAAUUUGGAGUCAGCAUCUAUCUCAUCCAGGUUAUUUUUGGGGUUGUUGACAUACCUGCUAAACUAGUUUCCACCACAAGCAUGAUCUACAUUGGACGGAGGGUCACCCAGUGCAUUUCACUCUUUCUUGGUGGACUGGCUGUUUUGGCAAACAUCUUUGUACCAGCUGAUCUUCCGGUCCUGAGGACCAGCCUGGCAGUGUUUGGUAAAGGGUGUUUUGCUUCAGCAUUUAGUUGUGCUUUUCUCUACACCACGGAGUUGUACCCUACUGUUAUAAGACAGAGUGGCCUCGGUCUGGGCAGCACCAUGGCACGUCUGGGUGGCAUUGUGGCACCUCUGGUAAAAAUGCUGGGAGAUUUUUACCCUUUCCUGCCUCUUGUCAUCUACGGAGGAGCCCCCAUCAUAUCAGGACUCAUGGUCUACUUCUUACCAGAGACUGUCAACAAACCACUGCCAGACACUAUAGAGGAAAUAGAGAUGGGCAAAAAAACACAAAAAAAACAGAAGGAAAUUGUGCCUUUACAGUCCCCGAAGACAAACACUGCACUCCAAGAAAUGUCAGACGGGCAUGAGAAAUAAAAACUCCAUCAUUGAUUGCCUACUUUGCAAAAAGCAAUGAUCUAUUCUUUACUUGAGCUCUUGGGAGGAUACUGGGAUGUAUUUAGUAAGGGAAUAUUGAGGAACUAAGAAGAAUGUAAUUGUAAUAAUUGAUGAGUGUGUAUUAGUUUGACUUAUGCAUGUGUUUUUCUGUGACUGGGAUAUAUGAGCUGUUAUUUACAUACCUCCGGUGUUUGUAACUUAGAAUCUUAGAAUCAUGUUGAGUUGGUAAGUGCUUGGGAUCACUCAUGUUUGUGUGUUACUAUAGGUGUGCGUCCAUUCUCCAUGAAUCCCAACUGUCCUGAUUUAGUUAUUUUAUUUAGUUUAUUUUGGAGUCCUGUCCCAGCAUCUUAACUUGGUUCCCUAGGAUCCCAACUACCAUAGAGCAUUAGAUUACCUUUAGAUGUCUUCUAUUCAACUUAUAGUGGUUAUGAUUCAAUGACUAUAAAAGUGUGAUCUAUAUUACCAUUUCAAGUUGUUUGGCAAACAUUGUGGGAUUUCCCCCUUUAUAACCACUGUUUUGAUGAAGAAUUUUAACCUAGAAUUUAUAUUACCCGCACUCACAGCCACGUCUUUACCUUUUAUUCCCAAAGUUAUUUCUUUUAUAUUUCCCCCACCAGUCUAUUUGUUUUUCUUUCCUAUAAUUUCUGCAGUGACUCCUUUUUCAUAAUUUCUUUCCCUCAAAAUUCUCCCUUCAUCCUAGGACUUGAGAGUCUUCCAGCUCUAGCACAAAUUAGUCUAGUAUUGCCGUAGUAUAAGUCCAAUGACAGUAUACUGAAAUGCUAUCACAUCCAUACUCUUCAUUUUAUCCAGGUAUCCCCCAUAUAUUUACCUGAAUAUCCACCUAUAUCCCCCGCCGCAGAACGUUCUGCUGGAAUGUUUUCCGAUUUCCUUGCCACCCAAUACUUUUCCCUUCUCCCCUGCACUACCAUACUGUUUAAUUAUUUUGUUGAUGAGGUCUAGAAGGCUGUCAUGAUCUUGUGCAGGUCAGAUAGGAGACUUUUGCCAG